Molecule: messenger RNA, 4231 nt
Organism: Ictalurus furcatus (blue catfish)
Lineage: Eukaryota; Metazoa; Chordata; Actinopteri; Siluriformes; Ictaluridae
Gene: rsad1
Product: radical S-adenosyl methionine domain containing 1
Exons: 9
Coding region: 150-1496 (448 amino acids)
Biological process (GO): porphyrin-containing compound biosynthetic process
Cellular component (GO): cytoplasm
Molecular function (GO): 4 iron, 4 sulfur cluster binding; coproporphyrinogen oxidase activity
Source: RefSeq, a predicted model, not a curated record
GUUCCGUGCAGCAAAUAUUCCUCUAGCACGAGUUCGGAGUUGUUCUAAAUAUAUACAAAUAAAAUUGUAUAUAAAAAAGUGUUUAGAUAGUUUAAAUACAGCCGUCGCUGUACUCCACGAACUAACUCAGCAUUCUGUAAAUAGAUGUGAUGAAUAUGGCACGAAGUUUGCGACCUCUGUUUUGGCGCUCGGGUUUGAUGUGUCCGGGUAAACAGGCAGGAGGAAUAAAAGUGCACAGAGUUUACAGGAACCAGAACCAGAACCCUCAACACUCAGAACAGGCUUCACUUUAUAUCCAUUGGCCGUACUGCUUGAAGCGAUGCUCUUACUGCAACUUUAACAAGUACAUCCCUCGCUCGGUGGAUAACGAGGUUAUGACUGAGUGCCUUCAGCUGGAGACACAGACACUGCUGCAGCUCAGCCAAGUUUCUCAGAUCAGCUCGGUGUUUUUCGGGGGAGGAACUCCCAGCCUGGCCCGAGCCUCCACCGUAGCCGCUGUCCUAGAGACCGUCUCUGCACACGCACGUCUCUGCGAACAGGCCGAGGUGACGCUGGAGGUGAACCCCGCGCCCGCAGGAAGAACCGCACUCAGAGACUUUGUGUCUGCCGGAGUCAAUCGCUUUUCUGUUGGGGUGCAGUCACUGAACGAGGCCAGUCUGAGGGUUCUCGGGAGGGACCAUGACCCACAGCAGGCUCUGCAGACGCUGGCGGAGGCUCGGACCCUCUGCCCCGGACGCGUGUCGGUCGACGUCAUGUUCGGAAUUCCAGGUCAGAGUGUUGCAUCGUGGGAGAGCGAGCUGGAGGAGGUUCUGCGUGUGUGUGACGAUCACGUGUCUCUGUACCAGCUGACCCUGGAGAGAGGAACUCACCUGUACAAGCAGGUACAGCAGGGAGAACUCAGCAUGCCCGCUGAUGAUGUCACUGCCUCCAUGUACAAAUCCGCCCGGAACGUUCUGGAGCAGGCCGGGUUCCUGCAGUACGAGGUGUCCAACUUCGCCAAACAUAAUGCUGUAAGCACACACAACCUGGGCUACUGGAGAGCACAGCCGUAUAUAGGAGUUGGACCCGGAGCUCACGGGCGGUUCGUUCCCCGAGCGCUGGGCUUGGUUCAUCGUGAGGCGCGCACUCAGACGUUGGAGCCAGACGUUUGGGUGAGAGAAGUUCAGCAGCACGGACACGCGACACGCAGACGCGUACAGCUCAGCCAGCUCGGCCUGCUGCAGGAGGUGGUGGUCAUGGGACUCCGAAUGACCGAAGGAAUUUCCCACCAGCACUGGGCAGCGUUCAGCCCUGAAGCGAACCUACACCAGGUUCUCGGUGCGUCAUCUGACGUUCAGGAACUUCACCAGAGAGGCGUCCUCAUCCUCGAUGACAGGGGACUGCGCUGUUCCUGGGAGGGUUUAGCGUUAUUGGAUUGUAUUUUGCCUGUUUUGCUGCUGGAGUUGGACACGUUCUUCCACACACACAGACCUGCAGAUGGACAGACAGAGAGGUGAGAGUGGAGGAAGUCUGUACAGCCGGACUACCUGAAAGAAGCUACCAGAUUUCUCCUCCUUCACAUUUUUUUGGAGUUGAUUUUCUGGCGUAACACUGGAACGAAGACGCUUUACAUCAAGGCUGUUCGUGCCGGACUGAAAGGGAUAGCAUAAAUAUGGCGGGUUUUCGUCGUUUUCCCGAUUAUGUCAUUAUUCAACUGUAGUUGGUUACUUUAAAGGGGUCAUGACAUGAUUUUUAAUGUUUUCCUCUGUUGGAGUGUCAUGUAUCUAUCUUUUUGUGCAUGUUGAAGCUCUGCAAAGUCCCCAAAACUCAUAUUGUCCCCCAAAGGGAUUUAUCCUAUCUAACAGAGAACACUGCUCCAGACCAUCGUGCCUGUGAAUCUUUUCAGAGUAUUAUUCCUGGACAGGCUUAUGGCUGGGUGAUCUGAUGAUAUGAUGGUUAAAUUGCGAUUUGUUAACGUCGUGAUACACUUUUGAGUGUACUAGGCAUAUUUAAGCGUCAGUUCUUCCACUGUAUAUGAAAAUAAUCGACGACGACACGUACCGAAGUGUUUUAUUCCUCUUGUACCACAGGAAUCUGCUAUUUACAGAACAACGCGUCGUACCGUUUAUCCGGUUAUGGUUACCUUUAAUGCUGAGGAAUGUCCGGGAAACAGACACGAUAAACACUAGCCUUCUCUCAACCCAAACCCAGAAUUCAACAAGGGCUAGUUAAUUAGGUUUCUGGAGUUUGUCCUUCCUUGAGGUAUCAUUUCUUAUUUUAAUACAACCUGAGAUAACGUAGACGUCUGCAAGUUUGAGUCUCUCUUCUGCACCAGGAAGCUCAUUAUAUUACUGCUCAUGAAAUUGUCCUGACCUGCGUAUUGUGAUCAUCACCCACAGUUACAGCUGUGUCCACAUCUGCAUCUUUUCAAUUCAGACCAGCGUGAAUGAACGAAGCAGACCGGGUGUGUUUCUACGUAGCCGUUCGUUCUCCUUCCAAUCAUAUCGAGCGAUUUUUAGGAGCGAACAGGUUUGUGCUUGUCCUUUUUCGCACUUGUAUUCCUGACACACACAAAGACAAAUCAUCCCUUUAAAAGCCUCACCCUUCUGUCAGGAUGGACCACACACACACACACAAACCUGUGGCUCUGUCCUUAACAUGUGUGUCUUUCACUGUGUGUGUGUGUGUGUGAGCUCUAAUACAAAGACCACCUGGAGAAUGAAUGUGCUUCAAAUACAGUGAUGAAAAUUCGACUGAGGAGCCUUUAGAGCAAAAUCCGGGUGAAUUUCUGUGCACCUGUAAAAGAUGAUAGAUGUCUUUGACACAUCAAAUCAUUCCUUUACAAUACGCGGUGUAGAUCCAUAUGUUUGUUCGUUUUUGCUGUUGUUUACUCCUUAGAUCGUCAAAAAUAUUGUAUAUAAUUUUACAACUCUGCACAGAUUUGGUUGUUUUACUAUUUAUACCUUUUUUUUUUUUUUUUUUUUACUUGGGAUAAUAAAGGAACAUCUGUGAAUCCUAACUCUUAUUAAAUCUUUUCAUCAUUUCAAAGUGUACAAACUUUUGCACAUAAGCGGAGGAGGGGAGGAGGAGGUUGGGGGGGGACCUUAAAUAAAUGUGUAAAGCCACAUGAGGGCACCAAAGUUAGAAAGUUUUCAGACAGCCCAUGCUGAGCUCAGCUGAAUCUCAUCUUCGGAUUCAUUUUCUCCCACCAUCAAUCACACGCCAUCAACUUCCUGUUGUUCUCACACGCACACAGAGUUCGUACUAGAUAUUUGGCAUCGUUGAUACUCCUCCCCCCCUCCCCCCCCCCAAAAAACAUAUCGUAAGGACACAGAUUCUGCUCGUUUGGCCUUACUGCGAAUGAACUCAUGCAUUUUGAUGUCAGCAUUGUGCAGCACUUCUUUGCUUUGCUCCACCUCUUUGUCUACACAAACCCCCCUCCCCUCCCCUCCCCUCCCCCACAUCUGUCUGCAAGCCUCGCUCCAGUGACGUCACCCUGCUUUUGUUGGGAAACAAUGAAAUUAGAGUCUGUUUUCAGGAAGAAGGAAAAAAUAAUAAAGUGUGUGUGUGUGUGUGUGUGUGUGUGUGUGUUUGGGGAGGGGGGAGAGGGGGGUGCUCGUAGUGAGUGAGGCCGUGUGAAAUUCCCCGAAAAAAAAAAAAGGAACAACGUGUGUCCCAGUGCAGGAAUCCGAGGAAAGGAAAAAGAGGACGGAAUGACGUCAUGGACAUUAAAAAUGCAUGUUCCUGCCCGAGUGCAGAGUUAAAAGCCAGUCGUAAUACCAACAGGAUCCGUCAGCUCGAGUCAAGGUGACACGCCCAGGGGUUUAUGGAAAAGAAAAAAAAAAGUACACCCUGUUAUUAUUCAUGUGACACAUCUGACUGCUUCCAAACGUGUCAUCAGAGGGAAAAUGGUUGGCCUGGUGGGUUCCUCGAAUCGUUUCAGGUCAUCGAAUUGGUUCACAAGAUGAUAUGACACGAGUUAAAGUAGGAAUCAAAAGCUGCCUGUAGCGUGUGUGAUAUAUAGAGGAUGUGAGUAAUAAUAAUAAGAAGAAGAUUUAGACCAUACAGGUUCUUUAAAAAAAAAAGACAAAACAGCAGUUUCAGGCUUGUGUCUUGAUCACAUAUGUGUCUCAUAAUCGUAGGGAGGGAAAAUAGUCACAGUCACAGUGAGAAAUCACAAUUACAACUGAAUGUACACAACCUCAAAGCUUCAGGAGCCUGUUGUUCAGUCAGAUAAGAGCUCACCUUUCCU